Messenger RNA from Candidozyma duobushaemuli, 1140 nucleotides. Its product is annotated as pyridoxal-phosphate-dependent aminotransferase family protein. The transcript has a single exon. The record is from RefSeq and is a predicted model, not a curated record. Gene Ontology annotation, cellular component: peroxisome. Lineage: Eukaryota; Fungi; Ascomycota; Pichiomycetes; Serinales; Metschnikowiaceae. Gene Ontology annotation, molecular function: L-serine:pyruvate transaminase activity; L-alanine:glyoxylate transaminase activity. The coding region runs from base 1 to 1140 and encodes 379 amino acids.
AUGGCCUCCAACUACAAGCAACCAGAGCACAAGCUCACCAUGAUUCCUGGCCCCAUUGAGUUCAGCGACGCUGUCUUGGGUGCCAUGGCUACUCCUUCUCAGGCCCACACCUCGCCUGAAUUCGUGAAAACCUUCCAGAAUGUCUUGCAGAACUUGCGUAAGGUGUUCAAGUCGACGGAUCCUGAGGCCCAGCCUUACGUUGUUGCCGGCUCUGGUACUUUGGGCUGGGACGUUGCUGGUGCCAACUUGCUCAACAAGAACGACAAGGUGUUGGUUCUCCUGACGGGUUUCUUUUCUGACUCCUUUGCUGAGGCCUUGCAGGUCUACGAGGCUCAGGUUGACGUGGUGACGGCGCCUGUGGGCGACGUGGUGCCUCUUGACCAGAUUGAGCAGCACUUGAAGAAGGAGAAGUACACCGCCAUCACCAUCACCCACGUGGACACCUCCACCGCUGUGGUUUCUGACGUGGGCAAGAUCGCCGCUCUCGUCAAGAAGGUGUCUCCAGAGACUUUGAUCAUUGUCGACGGUGUCUGCUCCAUCGGUGUGGAGAACAUUGAGUUCGACAAGUGGGGCAUUGACUUUGCCUUGACCGCCUCCCAGAAAGCCUUGGGCGCUCCUGCCGGCUUGUCUGUCUUCUACGCCUCCUCCAGAGCUGUCAACAAAGCUGUCAACAAGGAGAAGCCUGCUGCUUUCUUCGCCUCCAUGAAGAAGUGGACUCCUAUCAUGAAGGCCUACGAGGGCGGUGGAGCUGCGUACUUUGCCACCCCUGCCAUUCAGAACGUCACCGCCCUCAAGGUCUCCUUGGACGAGAUCUUGGGCCAGGGCUUGGACGCCAGAUACGCUACCCACGACGAGGCUUCCACCAAAUUCAAGAACGAGCUCGAGGCUUUGGGCAUGAAGCUCGUGCCUAACAAGGAGGUUGCCGCUCACGGUCUUACCGCUGCCUACUUCCCAGAGGGCGUUAACGGUCCAGACUUCUUGGGCAAGUUGGCCACAAAGGGCUUCACUGUCGCUGGCGGCAUCCACAAGGCUUUGGUGGGCAAGUACUUCCGUGUCGGCCACAUGGGCUACUCUGUCUACGAGGGCCACGUUGACCGUUUGCUUGCCGCUAUCAAGGAGACCUUGGCUGAGUUGAAGUAG